AUGUACGAUAUCGUGGAGGCGCCGUUCGUCCCCACCACAGCAGAGAUUCUCACCGAGCUGUCGAAUGCCAACUUGCUCACGGAGAACCCAAUCUUGGCCCUGGCGCUCUCGAUGAUUUUCCCCUAUAUCAUCUUGAUCGACAACUUCUUGGAAUUGUGCACCUGGAGCAACGAGGACCCCUUCGACAAUUUGUUGGUGGUGCUUGUUUACGGUUUGGUUGUCCGCUACUGGCUGGUGGUGACCAACGUGUUGUUGCCGUUCCUCUUUGCUCUCACUUUCUCCAGUGUGGUGUGGCGGGCUAACUCCGUGAUUGCUGACCUGAGGUUCAACGAGAAACCUACUAUAGAUGAAGUGAUCAAUACGCUUAGCAAUAUCACGGGGCGGGUCGAGGUGUUGUUGCGCCCUAUCCGCCAUUUCCCCAUGGGCCCUCGCCAACUAACGCGCCUAUUAUUAGGGGCAUUGGCCAUUCUGCCGGUCCACUGGCUUUUGCUUAACACUGUUAUAUCGGUGAAACGCUACGUGUGGCUUUUGGGUACGUUUGCGUUAACGUACCACCUGCCGUGGCUGUACUCGAUUCGACGCCUUAUUUGGCGUCUGGUGUACGUGAGAGUGAUUGCCUUUUACGUUACCGGGAUCAGUGUUACCAUUGACAAAAAGCACCAGCAACGGGAGUUGUCCCGAAGUCGCAAUGCCACUACCAUUUCUACCCCUGUUGGUAGUGACAUGGAAGAUGUCGACCCUUCGCACAUCCCCGUGCUUUCAGACUUUAAGAUCAUCCGCAAGAUUAUCAGCUCUCCCGUCCAGCUUAAACAGAUCGUCGAGUUUGCCAUCUUAGAGAACGAGCGGCGGUGGUUUGGCCUUGGGUGGUCGCACUUCAUGAUGCCCGGCGACCGUCCCAACUACUGCUACGAUGUCAGUUUCAAGCCGGCGCCUCCCGUGGACGAAGAUACCAACGAUAACUUCCCGUUCCCCGUGUUUGAGAACGACUUGUACCUGUACCACUGGAACUGGGUCGCCCCCGAGUGGACGCUCGACGAGGACUAUAACAAGGGCAAAGACAAAGACGGCUGGGUGUACCACGACUCCAACUGGGAGAACGAUACCUAUGUCGAUGGCUUCGGCACCUAUACCCGCAGCCGCAAGUGGACUCGCCGGGCCGAGCUCCUCAUCGAUAAACAGGACGUGGUGUUGGACGGUAAGUAG
Diutina rugosa is the source of this 1203-nucleotide messenger RNA. RefSeq lists its product as uncharacterized. NCBI's taxonomy places the organism in Eukaryota, Fungi, Ascomycota, Pichiomycetes, Serinales, Debaryomycetaceae. Gene Ontology annotation, cellular component: peroxisomal membrane. The transcript has a single exon. The coding region runs from base 1 to 1203 and encodes 400 amino acids. The record is from RefSeq and is a predicted model, not a curated record. Gene Ontology annotation, biological process: peroxisome organization.